AUGGCCGAUCCCUCUAGCUUCGACAAUGAGGAGAAUGAGUCCCUCGCCCGACAAGCUCUGUCUUUGGUUCUGGCACCGGUCCAUCUCCUUACCUCUCGAACCGCGAUCAAAGCCUACCUGAGCACUCUCCUGUUCCUAGCCACGUCCACCGUUCUUCUGGCCAUAUCCUCGUUCGCAUAUGGCUUCUUCUACUAUAACUACAUCCCCCAGAUCAAUCUGGAACGUGUCAUGUACUUGCAAUAUGGCCAGGGUCCUCAUCCUCACGCGACAACGGCCCUAGACACCUCGGCCUUGGUAUCCCAACAAGCAUACGAUGUCGAAUUGAUCCUCGAUAUGCCCCGGACACCCAAAAAUGUGGACGCAGGGAACUUUAUGUUGGACUUGUCUCUGCUUGGUCCGGGAGUCCAUGCAAAGAAUAUUCCUGACCCAGUCUCGGCGUGGCUGGCCAACAUCACUUCCGAGAAUCUUCUCUAUCACUCUCGUCGACCGGCCACCCUUCCAUACGCAUCUCCCAUUUUGUCCGUCAGCCACAUGCUCCUGAACCUCCCAUGGCACUUGCUCAAUUUUCGGGAUCUAGACUCGUCUCAUUUGGUUGUGCCAAUGUUUGAAAAGUUGUCUUUUCCACGUGGAUCUCGCAACGUACCCACUCACGCCAGGCUAGAGAUACAGUCGAGUACCAUCCUUCAGGUCUACGACGCUAAACUCGCUUUUCGGGCCAAAUUCCAAGGUCUGAGGUAUCUGAUUUACAAUUACCGCGUCACGGCAUUCGUCAUCUUCACGGCAUUGUUCUACACGGUCAGUGUCACCAGUAUGGCGCUGGCCUGGGCUCUCAUAUCGAACCUGCUCUCUUCUGGUGAGAAACCCGAUGGAGAGUCGGGGAGAAUCAAACAAGAAAGCCGUGAUGACAACUUGCACGUCAAACCGGAACGAGACUCGGGGUCGGGGACGAAAGUGAAGACCGAAGAUGACACGGAGUCAUCGACCCACGGUUUGUCCCUGUCAAAUAUAUCCGACACCGCCACACAGUUUCCUCCAGGAAGAGGCCCAAUGCCUCUAACAUAUUCCAAUCGCGCGACGACGGCGGAGGGGAGAGGUGACCAUGCUCCAGAGGAUGAUUGGACACGGCCAAUGGGACCCGAUGAGGCGGCUGAUGAUGAAGAUGAGGAUGAUGACGCGGAAGAAAUCCAUGACCGACGGCUUGAUGGUGAUUCUGGUAUUGGCACGAGUAUGGAGAGUGAACACACUGCUUCAGGCCCUGUCAGAAGAAGGAGCUCACGCGGGUUUUCGAACCGAUGA
Rhinocladiella mackenziei CBS 650.93 is the source of this 1296-nucleotide messenger RNA. RefSeq lists its product as uncharacterized. The transcript has 2 exons. The record is from RefSeq and is a predicted model, not a curated record. Gene Ontology annotation, biological process: lipid storage; lipid droplet organization. Bases 1 to 1296 code for a protein of 431 amino acids. Gene Ontology annotation, cellular component: endoplasmic reticulum membrane. Lineage: Eukaryota; Fungi; Ascomycota; Eurotiomycetes; Chaetothyriales; Herpotrichiellaceae.